AGAUGUGGUACUGGGUCUUCCUGUGGUGUCUCUUCUCCUCGCUCUUCGUGCACGGCGCCGCAGGGCUGCUGAUGCUGGUGCUGCUGCAGCGCCACCGCUGGGGCCGCCUCGUCACUCUGGUGCUGCUCAGCGGGGGCUUCCUGGCCUCGCUCUGCGGGGGCGUCAUCACCAGUAAGUCCAGACCAGGUGCGGCGGUAGCAGGUGUGUACCGGAUGGCGGGGAAGGGGAUGGUUCCUCUGGAGGCUCUGGUUCUGGGUGUGGGUCAGACCGCCCUCUCUGUCGUCGUCUCCUUCUCCAGGAUCCUGGCCACGCUGUGAGGAAGAAGCUCCGCCCCCUGGUGUCGGUCCGGUGGUACCGCCGCAGACGAGGAGAACCAUCAGAAUAUAAAGACGUUUGUAUCUGACGAACCGACAGAAGUCCUGAAGGAUCAGAACCACAGGUUUCAGAUCAGAACCACAGGUUCUGGAUCAGAACCCGGUUCUCAUCAGUUUAACUCCACCAGGAGUAAACCGGCUCUGAUCAGAUCCAAACUGGAUUCUGUCCGUCCAGAACCAGACCUGUUCUGUUCUGAUCUGAACCACUGAGGUCAGAAGUUUCCAUCAGAACCAUGGAGGUCCGGUUAGUUUCAGGCCUGAAAACAUUGAAUUUAAACCCAAGUCUGAGUUCUGUUCUCCAGACUGGGUCCAACGGUCCAGGUGCUGCUUUAGUGUCCUGGUUCUUAUGGUUGCCGGGCCUAACCGGGCCCAACCGGGCCACAGAACUAAAUCUAAACAUGUCAGAACUCAAGUUUCAUCUGUUGAUUUUAAGUUUAAAAAACUAAUUAAAACUAAAGUUCUGCAGCUGGUUCUGGUUCUGGACUCGUUCUGGUUCUGGACUCAGGCUGGUUCUGGACUCAGGCUGGUUCUGGUUCUGGACUCUGAUCUGCCACAUUACCUGCCUUCAUGUCAGGAACAGACGGAGGUUCUGUCCAGGUUCUACUGGGUCCUCUUCCAACUCAGAACCAGGUCUUUGGAUCUGGUUUGGGUUUUUUGUUUUGUUGAAGCAGUGGCUUGGUUCUGUUGGGUUCUGUUCUCUGGAUCUGGAUCCUCUGGUUCUGUUGGAGGACUGUUACACUGACGGACUGCUGGUUCUGGUUCUGUACAGCUGUGUGCCGGUCCUGCUGAUCAGAACCCUCAGGUUCUGCUGACUCAGAGGUCCAGGAACAUUUUUUGCACUUUGGGUUCUGAAUGUGAUGAGUUCUGUAACGGACCUCUGGUACCGGCCCGGCCCGGCCCAGCAGGGGGCGGUGCUGCUCUGCAGCAGCAGGUUCCUGAAGGCCUCAGAGAUCUGGAUCAGGUCUUUGUAUUGGACCGUAAACUGGACUCAGACUGGACCUGAAUGAACUCCCACCGGGCGGUACCAGGCCCGGUUUGUGACGAGACCGACUGUAAAUCUGUAAAAAAUCUUUUCCAGUUUUUUACCGACAGAAAGUGAAAAAUAAAAACAUUUUACAGAAUUUA
Austrofundulus limnaeus is the source of this 1499-nucleotide messenger RNA. It is a transcript of the gene tmem170b, whose product is annotated as transmembrane protein 170B. Lineage: Eukaryota; Metazoa; Chordata; Actinopteri; Cyprinodontiformes; Rivulidae. Gene Ontology annotation, cellular component: plasma membrane. Gene Ontology annotation, biological process: negative regulation of canonical Wnt signaling pathway. The record is from RefSeq and is a predicted model, not a curated record.